AUGAAGUCGGGUUCCAGGGUAAAAAAAACCCUGCAUGAAACUGCAGCUUAUGCCAUAGAACAUUCUGCAGUUGAUGUUCCAAGCCAAUGUCCUACGCUCCACCAGGUAGUGGAAAAUGGGGAGUUCAAUUUGCUCGAUCUGCCCUGUCUCCAAGCAGAUGUGGAGCGUUUGUUGGCAGCCACUACACAACGUAUGACAUGCCUCUCUCACUAUCUGCGCGGGUUGCCCAUUCCGACACCGAUACUGCGUAAUGUUGGAUUGUUGGAGCCUGAUCCCCAAAAUCGACCUCAGCAUCCCCGUGAAAUGACCUCCAACUCUGCGGAUGCAUCUGCACGGAACACCUCUACUACUGCCGAGGACGGUUCGCUUGUUGUAACUCCAAAUCCUGACAAUCCCCUGAGUCUCAUCUUCUCCUCUCAGAAGAGGCAACAACUUCACCAGCCAUCACAAUUAAAAACCGAAAGUAAAGAGGUUUCAUCAGAUAAGAAACAUAAAUCUAAAUACACUUCCAAAUCACCGAGUUCGGGUGCUCUGAGUUCAGUAACGUCCCCCCAUGAUAUUCCUAAUCGGUUUUGGGCUCUGAUGGAGCCGUACUGUGCGGACAUCACCGAAUCCAACAUCUCCUACCUUGAAGGUAUCCUCAAGUCGUACGUGGAGGAAGCCACAACAUCAAGAUACUUCCUUCUACCGCAGCAUAAGACUCUCAGAGAUUUUGUGCCAUCCGACUAUAUUUCGCCUAAGAGAGUACGGAGGGACCUCACAAAAUCGGAAGAUUCCACCUCAGAUACUCCUGAGGCAUCCCCCAACCAAGGGCAUGUCUCUGAGGCUUUCAAGGCGGCCUCGGAAAUGAUUUCUCUUGCACGUCACGUCGAUUCCCAGCUCAAAGAAAUAAGACCAUCGUCCUCUUCGUCCGUUGAGCAUUUGCUGUGCUCCCUCGAGAAGGACCUCUACGACGACAAUGUAUCCUCUGUUCUUCGUGAAGCCGUGGCGCAUAUGGCUCAAGAACUUGCAGUAAACUCCACAGCCCCCGAGAACGAAGAAGCGUCUGUAUCCCUACCUAUGCAGAAUAACAAAAGUGACUUGACAAGUGUGUGCAGCCAGCCCUUGAAGAACUUGGCACGUCAACUGCAGGUCAGUUCGUCUUUUCGUGUGGAGAAAAAAAUCAGUCAAGCCAGUGAGGAACUGGGAUUGUUUCCAUUGACUCUCUACCUCAACCACCUCUCCCAUCGUCCGGAGAGACCGCUUAUUCAUAUACCUGAGAAGUCGCGUGCUCCACCUACCCCUCCUGAACCAUCAAAUCAUGGACCGAUGACGGCAGCGGAUUGCAAGGGUCCACUGCUGAACGGUCUCGAUCAUUCGCCCAAGCCGUUUCCUUCAUCACCUUCUUCACCUCACUCCAACCGGCGCGACCGACUUGAGCUAAUUGAACAUCAAAAGUCUUCCACCUCUCAGUCAAACGGCUGUGUUUCGCCGAGGAACCAGAUAGAGAAUGGCGAAGAGAUUUCUACUACACCAACAACAACGACGGAUCCCUCGAGUGGUGUUAAUGAGGAGACCACGAGUCCUGCGGACACGGAUAUGGGCGGCAGCACAUCAGACGCAACUGAAGGCGUCGCAACGCUUAGACCACCCUUUCCACUCUCUGCCACCGACAGUAGCAGUGGUCCAAGUGCUGAUCCUGAGCCAGCUCUUGAAUCCCCCGCUCUUUGCCAGUUGGAGCCUGAAAAGAUGCUCAACGAUUGCGGCAGUGAGAAAAACUUCUCUGAAAACCAUGUACGAGACUUUCGUCGCUCUUCAGGGAGCUCUUGUCCAGGCUCAUCCGCUUCUACAGUCAAGUCGGAGGAAGAUGUGGCGCCACAAAAGUCUUCAUCCCAGGGCACUACGACCUGCAAUGGUAACACGACAAGAAUCGAAUGCAGCGAUUGGUUCUCCAACAUUCUUCCCCAUCUUGAGGACACGGACGACGAUCUUUCGAGUUGUUUACUCAAUCUAACCACCACAAACGCCGUGGAGGCAGUGGGUGCGGGCACAGGUAACAGUACCGAUCAACUGACUCUUGCGCUGAUGCGCCGCCAACGUGAGUUGCGCCUGGUAUGCGCGGCAAACCAUAACAUCCUUCAUCGGCUCAUUCAGGCUGCGCGGAGAGAUCUGCAGCGGCAGGAGAUUCAACGGCGUCUUGCCAUUGCUGAUGCUGAUGUAAUUGAGGCGUACAACAAGCUGGAGAGCUACAAGGUGCAGAAGCGCUCAGCACUGAAGCGGGAUCGCGAUUUCGCCUGGAAGGCACUCAAGGAACGCCAGAAGAUUCGAGCCGAGCUUGACGCCUUUGACAAGAAGCCUCCCUAA
Hydatigera taeniaeformis is the source of this 2343-nucleotide messenger RNA. The record is from the annotation of a GenBank genome assembly. Lineage: Eukaryota; Metazoa; Platyhelminthes; Cestoda; Cyclophyllidea; Taeniidae.